This is a messenger RNA of Kickxella alabastrina, 1440 nucleotides long. Its product is annotated as Mis12-Mtw1 protein family-domain-containing protein. The transcript has a single exon. Gene Ontology annotation, biological process: cell division; mitotic sister chromatid segregation. The record is from RefSeq and is a predicted model, not a curated record. NCBI's taxonomy places the organism in Eukaryota, Fungi, Kickxellomycota, Kickxellomycetes, Kickxellales, Kickxellaceae. The coding region runs from base 1 to 1440 and encodes 479 amino acids. Gene Ontology annotation, cellular component: MIS12/MIND type complex.
AUGCUCGACAUCAAACAGGCUCCCGGCCUGGCAUCACAGCAAAAAAACAAGCAGGCACUCACACCACAGAACGGGCUGGAGAACGACCACGGGUUUGUCUUCCGGCGCGGGCGGCUCUCAGCGCCCAAGACACAGAGCAUGCAGGCGUUGGAGGGCGAGAGUACGGCGAAGAGCCGGCGAGAGACAAUGGUGCCCCAGAAGCGGCAGCCCGAUGGGCCAAGGCUGGAUUUCUCCCAGUCGAAGCGCCGCAUGAGCACGGCAAUGAGGGCGGCGUCGCCGUUGCAGUCGCUGUUGCCAGUGCAGGAGAUCAGCGUCCCGACUAGCCGGCCGCCGCAGCCGACGCCGUUGGUCUCACGGACGCGCAAGCGGCUCUUCAAUGAACCAAAGGCGUCCAGCGACGCAGCCAGCCGGCGCACCACGGCGGGGAGCCGCAAGUCUAGGCUGGGCGUGCGGCGGCGGUCGACGUUCUCGACGCGCGGCGUGCGCGCAUCGUCGAUCGGCGGCGGGUUCACUGCGCUGCCGCACGAUUCGGUCGGGUGCGGCGACUUUUACCGGCAUAUUUCGCCGGAGCUGCCUGAGCCGCACCGGCUGCGGCAGCUGCUCGCGUGGUGCGCGCGGCGGACAGAGGCGCCCACAGGCGGGUGGGCCGAGGAGCUAUCGGCGUCGGUGCGCUCGCUGCUGGACGACGUCGUACGCGAGGCGGUCGGCGACAUGCACUCGGCGCUGGAAAAGGGCGACAUUGCCACGUCGUGGUACCACCGCCCCGUCGACUUGGAGGCCGAGGGCCAGGGCCACCUGCCGCUGAAGCCGCAUCCCGAGAAUGAGGCUAACGAACGCGCGCGCGAUACCUUGAAAAGGCGCGUCGCCGAGCUGAGGGCCGAGGACGAUGCCUGGGUCAAUGACCUGCGCCGCGCGUCGGCCGCCCACGCCCGCACGCUCGACCGGCUGCCCAGGUCCGUGCAGACGCUGGCUCGCAGCUGUGAUGGCAGUGGCGGCAGCAGCGAGCCCACAGAGUGGCUGGCGCGGUCGGCCGAGUCCAUCGACUGGUCGGUGCUCUACACUGCCGACGACUCUGGCAGGGCCAUUCAGCGGUACGUGGCGGAGGCCAGCCCGCGGCUGGACGAGGAGAUAGCCGAGGCUGACCGGCUAAUUGCCACGGCGGUCGACGACCUGCAGGUGCAAUUGGAUGCGUUUAGCUUGGAUGUGCAUCGUGCGAAGGAGAGCCACAAUGAGGCGGAGAACUCAGCCAAGGGCGCUUCUGAUGCGCUGCAGAUGGCGCUGCAACAGCGCAGGGCUAAGGCUGUGGCUGUGGCUGUGGCUGUGGCCCGCGUGUCGAGGCCUGCGCUUGAUGCAGUGAGAUCACCUGGGGUGCCCCCGCGGAGUGGUGAUUCGACUCAGGACUUGUUGCGAACCCUGGCGGCUGCAAUAUGCACAAGUUAA